CUUUCUCUAAGCAUUAGAGAGAAAUUUCUCUUUGUUUUUCCAUUUCUUACUCUAAGGCUACCUCCUUGUCUCUUGCUGGCUUGCGGCCUCCUUUACCCCUCAAAGGGCAAGGGAGGCCGCCUCCUCUUCCGCUUGAAAGUGAGUCUUUUCCCUCUCACUUAUGGGAUUGGAUUAUAUAUAUGGUUUUUUAGUUAUUUUCCAGGUCCAACAAUAAUAAUGGUAAGGGAUUUUUCGAAUUGACUUAAGCAGCCUUUUCUGGGUGCUUGUGGUGAUUAUGGAAGAAAUUUGAGUUCGCGCGAGCUCUUUCAUUCUUGCAUGGAAUGGGCAUCACUUUUGUCUGGUGGUGGUUGCCCAUAGGGUGCGAAUUGAAGGAUCAAUCGAGAAGGCAUGAGUGAGACAUCAAAAAGCUCCACCACCGCUGUCCUCUGCUUUUUUUGAUGCCGAUGUGAUGCUUCUAUGGCUUCUUUGAAAGUGUCCGACAACUUAUUGUUGUGGGUUUUGGUACCUAGGAUGGAGUCUUACUCUCUACAAUAGACUUGUGCUGGUGCAUGCAAGUCCUAUUUUCUUGCUUCUCGGUGCUUUCUUCCACCACAAGAGUUGCGCAUGUGACGGUACUGCAAAUCAUUGACUAGCGUAAGUCUUGCCUCUGUCAUCUAGGAUUUCAUCUGUGGGCUUGGACCCUGUAAUUGGCUUGGUUGAAUAGGUCGUUGAUCCUUUGAGCCGAUUUGUUGAGCCUCUUAGGCUUCGUCUUUUGGGCUGACCUUUGAGCCGGCCCUUGCUUUGUGAUGAUAUGGACUUGUACCCAAAAAAAAAAAAAAGAGAGCUCAAUCUCCCACCCCUAGCACCGACCUCUAUCCGCAAGUUACUGGUCACUACGGCUACAGCCGUUACUUCCAGCAUCUUCAUUCUGUUGGUUAUUACCGCCGGCGGCAACAGCACGCCACCGUUGCUUCUCUUCUCCGUCACUCUGUUAAUCUCUCACCGGUUGCCAGACAUCAACCAUCAAGUCUAGCACCAAAAAGCCGGUUAACCGCUUAGUCAGUAAAAUUGGCUCACUAGUUUGGAUCGGCUCAAAUUUUCUUCAUUCAACUUGUAAAGUGCUUUGGCAUGGUGCAUUUCGCCAAUCAUGAUGCUCUACGAUGGGUUUAAAGAAAUACUAAAGAUUCAGAAGUUUCGCAGAAUCGUAUCUUACACUGGGUUUUACUGCUUUGUUGCUGUCUUAAGCUAUGCUUAUACAAGCAACACAACUAGAGCUGGGUAUUCUAGAGCUGAUCAAUUUUACGCAUCUUACCCUACCGGAACUGAACUUUUAACGGAUACAGCUAAGUUAUAUAAAGCUGCACUUGGCAAUUGCUUUGAAUCAGAGGAGUGGGGUCCAAUAGAGUUCUGCAUCAUGGCUAAGCACUUUGAUCGCCAAGGGAAAUCCCCGUAUGCCUAUCAUGCACAAUAUAUGGCACACCUUCUUUCUCAUGGAGAACUCGAUGGAAGUGGCUAGAGUGGAAUGCUACUUGGCUACUAGGUGAACAAGUGUAGAAAAAUAUGAAAAUGAACUCAUGGCAACCUUUGAUGUUCUUUGACGAUAAAAGACCAUUAGUAGAAGCUUCAUUUUGUGGGAUGCAAGGAAUGCCUACAGCAGUUAUGCUUCAUAGUAUUAUGUAGCAUUGUACCUAUUUGGUCUGUUGAACCACUCAAUGCAUUGCCUUCUUCUUUUGAAUCAGGUGGCGUUUUGUUAGCUUCAGUAUUUGUACAACUGUAUUAUCACUGUAACUUAAAUAGAUCGUGAUAUUUUGACCACAGAGUGCACCUUGAUGUUGCAAAGUUCAUAGCAUUAGAACCGCACUCGUGUGCGUCUGGAUGAUAUGUAAUGCCAUACAAAUACUUCUUUAGGAGCUUUGGCCUACUACAUGAAUUAGUGUGAGAACCAUUUAGCAAAA
Messenger RNA from Hevea brasiliensis (rubber tree), 1934 nucleotides. RefSeq lists its product as uncharacterized. The coding region runs from base 1127 to 1495 and encodes 122 amino acids. The transcript has 5 exons. NCBI's taxonomy places the organism in Eukaryota, Viridiplantae, Streptophyta, Magnoliopsida, Malpighiales, Euphorbiaceae. The record is from RefSeq and is a predicted model, not a curated record.